Gopherus flavomarginatus (Mexican gopher tortoise) is the source of this 2540-nucleotide messenger RNA. RefSeq names its product ribonucleoprotein, PTB binding 2 (gene RAVER2). NCBI's taxonomy places the organism in Eukaryota, Metazoa, Chordata, Testudines, Testudinidae. The record is from RefSeq and is a predicted model, not a curated record. Gene Ontology annotation, molecular function: mRNA binding. The transcript is spliced from 15 exons. Gene Ontology annotation, cellular component: cytosol; ribonucleoprotein complex. Bases 1 to 2463 code for a protein of 820 amino acids.
AUGUCUGUCUCUGGCUGCAAGAUGGCGGCAGCAGCGGAGCCUGGCGCGGAGCUGUCCGGGGCUCCGCGGGAGCCGGUGCUGGGGGCGCAGGUGGAGCGCGGCGGGAGGGCAGCGUCCCUCCGCCCGCCCGAGAUCGCCAUGCGGCUGGAGAGCGCCCGCCGGGAGCUCAGCAACAGGCGCAAGGUGCUGCUGAGAAACCUGCCCGAGGAGAGCAGCAGCCAGGAAAUCCAUGAACUAUUCAAAGAUUAUGAAUUAAAGUACUGUUAUGUGGACAGAAAUAAAAGAACAGCAUUUGUUACUCUGCAGAAUGGAGAGCAGGCUCAAAAUGCAAUUAGGAUGUUUCACCAGUAUUCUCUUCGCGGAAAAGAAAUAUCAGUGCAGCUCCAACCAACAGACGCUUUGCUGUGCGUUACCAAUUUGCCCACCUUAUUUUCAUUACAAGAGUUUGAGGAACUAGUGUGUGCAUAUGGCAACGUUGAGAGAUGUUUUUUGGUCUAUAGUGAAGUUACUGGCCAUUCCAAGGGCUACGGGUUUGUGGAAUACAUGAAAAAGGACUCUGCUGCAAAGGCUAGAAUGGAACUCCUGGGGAAGCAAUUAGGUGAAAACACCCUCUUUGCACAGUGGAUGGAUGUUAAUCAGUUGACUACUGAUCUUGUUCAUUCUAAGUGCCUUUGUGUAGAUAAACUCCCCAAUGACUACACUGAUUCAGAGGAACUGAUGCAAAUGUUCUCAUUUAAGUAUAAACCUGUGUUCUGCCAGUUUGCUGAGGACGAAGGCGGUUAUAUUGGUGGCUUUGCAGUGGUUGAGUAUGAGACUGCAGAGCAGGCUGAGGAAGUGCGAGAAGUCACAGAUGGUAUGACUAUCAGAGGAAAGAGAGUCCGAGUAUCAUACUGUGCUCCUGGCGCACCAGGACGAAGCACAUUAGCUGCAUUUAUAGCAGCACAACGUAUGAUGAGAAACAAUAGAAAGGGAUUGCUUCCAGAGCCAAAUCCAGUGCAGAUUAUGAAGAGUUUAAAUAACCCAGCCAUGUUACAAAUGUUACUGCAGCCCCAGUUGUGUAGAUAUGCUCGUAAACGUGCAGUUCUUGGAGUAUCUGCUGGUUUACCUCAUCUUAUAAAUACAGCAGUCAGUCCAGGAUUUUUCCAUUUGAAUAAAGUACACCAGAAUUCUGUUCUGGGGAAUACAUCUAAUUUAAUGCUACAGAACCUCUCACACCUACAACUGGCACAGAAACAACUAAUUACAAUUGAGAAUAUUCAAACUAACAGUAAACCUGGCUUGCUUGGAGAGCCUCCACCAAUGUUACUUCAGACAGUAUUGGGAACAAGGCCAAUACCAUCAGUGAGUGCAGACCUGGGAAACCAUGGAGAAGCGCAUACAUGUGCUCCCCCUGAAGUGUUCUGUGUGCACACCAUGGCUUCUCAGCAGCUAGCCAAUAGAAGCAGAAGGUUAACCAAACAUCUUCCCUAUUCCCGGAUGAUGAAAAAAUUGAGCAGGGAUUAUCCAUUGGGAUCAGAUGGGCAAGUUCUACACAAUCAGUUUCAUAGAAUUGUAGCAUCUAAUGUGACUCCAAAUCAAACAGCAGCAGCAACAGGGAUGGGCAUCUUGCCAUUCUUUCCAAAUCAGCCCGUUGUUGGACAAGCGAUGCCAGGGCAAAAUAAUACUCAGGAUAAACAAUCAACUACAGUGGGACUGUCAGAAGGAGCUGGCGCAGGGUCGCAGGCUUAUCUUCAGAGCUUAACAAAUUUUACUGCUGGAGGCUUGCGCACAGAACAUCCCCAACAGCAAAGUCAGCCAAAAAGCACUGAUACAAGUUCAGGGAUUCCCUCAAGAAAACAGACUUCGCUCCUGGGGGAACCACCCAAAGAAAUCCAUCUUAGUACCAAUCCCUACUUGAAUUUGGCAAGCGUGUUGCGUGGUGUGUGUCUUUCAGCAGUUGCCAGCAAAGCAACUAGUACACAGCAGCACACUGGACUUUCAAGCAACAUAGUGGAUGCUGCAGUCUCUCAGGGAACUACAUCACAACAUGCAAUGGAAAACUACUUUAAUUAUUCUCAACAGUACGGGGAUUAUACACAGGAGGCUGUGCAGCUGUGGUAUCAGCAUUAUGCGCAGGCAUACAAUGCUACUCAAGCAAGAGUAGGUGAAUUUGAAAAUGAAGCUUCUGAGGAACCUGCUAUAUCUUAUGGAGACUACAAUACUUAUUUGCAGGUUAUGCCUUCAUAUUACACUGGAGCCCAGGGAUCAUACCAGCCAGGCAGCUUUCAGCUUACUCCACAGAAUCCAUUACAUAAGGUGGCACCAGUAAGAAGUGAAAAGCGAAGCUACUCACACCUCAUUUCUUCCCCAGAAGCUGGCCCAAUUGAAUAUAUUGGCCAGCACACUCAGGGCACAGCAUCAAAUUAUGCAGAAUCCUAUCUUAAAAAAAAGCGUUUGAGAUCCAAUCAACCAAUCCUGCCUUAAAGCCAACAGGUGACCUUUUUGUACCUCUGUAUUUAUUACUGCCUUAACUUCAUACCCAUCAAUCUUUAUAUAGGGUG